This is a messenger RNA of Penicillium longicatenatum, 3048 nucleotides long. RefSeq lists its product as uncharacterized. The record is from RefSeq and is a predicted model, not a curated record. Bases 1 to 3048 code for a protein of 1015 amino acids. Lineage: Eukaryota; Fungi; Ascomycota; Eurotiomycetes; Eurotiales; Aspergillaceae. The transcript has a single exon.
AUGCCACGCUCAUCUACUGCGGGUAGGAAGAACCAGAGCAAUCGACACGAGAAUGGCCUCGUCGGCCCCGGCAAGAAAAUAACCAAGCAGAAAUCCAGUAGCCACCUCAACGGCUCGCCUGCCAACGGCGCCGCUUCCGCGGCUGCCUCCGCGCCUCUCGACCUGUCCGCCAAUCGUUCCACAAGCGAUACCGCGGUAACCUCUCCAAUAGCCGGCGUCAAGGGUGCGGAUGGGUCGAAGACGGAUGGCAAUGGUCGUGUGAUGGCGAAUGGACAUAGCAAGGGCGUGGAUAUGGCUUCGGGUCAGGCUAACGGCGUUGUGUCGCAGAACGGUGGCAUGACAGGUACGGCUUCUCGCAAUGGCCCCGGAAAACGAUCUGGGUCAAACGCUUCAAUCAACCCGCUUCAACUCGCGUCCACUAUCCUCAAGUCCUGCCCUAUGUACGACACUAUCGCCAUUUUGAUUUUUCUGCUACAACUCCCGCCGAUGGUCCUUACGCUCGUUCAAUUCUUGUUCGCAUCCUUGACUUUCAUGCCUCCCAGUGGUGCUGCCGCCGGAUCUCUGUCUGCCAAUUUCGACAUUUUUCAGGGUCCCGCUGGUACACCAUCUCUAGGGACAAUGAUGGCCAUGGAUACGUUCUGUCUUCUCUUCUGGGGCCUCUUUAUGUGGACUUGGGCUCAGAAUUUCGCAAUCGAUCUCGCUCAUGUCCAGGUCGCCAUCACGCUAGGCGGCGGAGGAUCCGGAAAGAACGGCGGGGUCAACGGUCUCUGUGUUGGAAUUGUUCUGCUUCUUCACAUCGUUCGCAGCAAGGGCAUUCAAGACUUUGUGGUGGGCCAUCUCGUUUCCGCCAAAUUCAUCAGCCCGGAUCUGCUUUCUCAGUAUUCGAGUCUCCUUCCCGCCGAAUUCCGACGUACCGAAGCAUCUACAUCUCCGAGUUGGCUAAGAAGUCUUCUCGCCGUACAUAUACUAGCACAAGCGGGGACAGCCAUGGCACGACGUUCGAUGGCGAAAAAUCGGGCUCCUGCACCUUCGCGGAGCGGGAAACGCGGGGAUACGGAGGCUUCUGCGGGCUCGCAGGGUCAACCCGAUUCUGCACUCGAGUCGGCUGCUAGUCUUUCUUCUUCUCUCGUGGGACCGGAUGGUCAAUUCGUCAAGGAUGGCAAGGAUCGUUUAACUUCAGCCAAGAAACGCAGGAGGCAAGCCAAUCAAGUUCGAAGUCGCCAACCGUUUUGGGCCGCUCUCGCUAGUACAAAGGUCACCAUCAUGCGAGAAUACGAACAUUCACGAGCAUCUUCAAAAACAACGUGUGGUAUUGCAAUGACUGAAGAAGAUCUGCAAGGUGUUUCCCUGGACGAUGGAUUGGUAUGGAUUACAGAUGUGGAUAGUUCUUCGAUCAAGUUUGCCGCGGGCGAUUUCAGCGAUGAUUCUAUGGGCUCUAGUGACGUCGGUCGCUUAGAAGGUGAUGUGGAACCGUUCUACGUUUGCGUGAACGGGGCUCUUUGGGCUACUGCGACCAUUGUUCGAGUGUCGGACUCCUCAAAGGGGCCAAGCGUGGUACAAUGGCGGGGCGAGGUCUCUGGUCUUGCUCCCAAUUGUGCUUAUACUUGCUCCUUUGUGCGGAGCGAUACUGACGAGGAAAUAUGCGUCAUGAGCGUCAAGACACCUGCGACUGCUGACGCAGAGCAAAGUAAGUCUCCCCAGAAAGCAGUAGAAUACUUGGAGUCAUACAGGAAUCUUACCAUUGGACCAGCCGUUUCAGCAGUACCGACACCCCCACAGCCACUCUAUAGACCUUCCUCCCCUUCGACGACGCUGAAGAAUUCCAUCAACAACGCCGAAGCCAAACUGAACGAGAAGCGCUCUCGAUUGAAGAAGACAAAGAACGAUCACAAACUUCUCAUCUCAAGAAUCCGGAAGGAGCUAGACAACUACAAUCAUCGCUUGCAAAGCGGUACCGACGAGAACAAACAAAAGCAGCGCUCACUUCAAUUGGAGCGAAACAUUCGACAAACAGAGGAAGCCACCACGGCGCUCGAAGUACAAUUAGACAGCAUGGAGAACAUUCCAGAGGAGGAGGUAGAGCAGUGGAAUGCGCAAAAGGCCGAUUUCGACCGGGAACUGGAGCGAUAUAAUUUGGCAAAGGAGGAGCUACAAGAGGCCCGCCUUGUUGCAGCCCAGCAGGUUUCGUCGCUGGAGCAAGAACUGAAUCUGAGUAUUCAGAAGCGGGAGCGACUCCAGGGCCGCCGGACUCGCGUCAAUGAGCAGUAUGAGCGCAUAAUCUCUGCCAAUGCUCAAGGAUUGAAUGAGCGAGAACGUCGUGCGGCCGAGCAGUUUGCCCGGGAACAAGAUCAAGCCAAGAUGGAGUUCAACUUCCAUGAGCAAUUCGCGAGCAUCAGUCAGUCCGUGCAGGAUUUCCAACUGCGUACUGGUCAGCUUUGGCAGCAGGCAUCUGCAAUUGAGCAGGCUAUCCAACAGCAACAGCAGCAGAUGCUUAUGGACUCUGGACCCCUUACCCCCGAGGGCAAUCUACCAGGAACAAAUCCAUUGGCUGAGGUCAAUACGUCUGCUGCCAAUGGUCCGAACGGCCGCUCGCUGUUGGCACUCAGCUUUCCUCCUGCCAGGUCUAGUCCUCUGCAGACCUCUUCUCCGGUUCAUGCUACAUCUUCGCACCCGACUAGCCCUGUACAAGACGCAUUCAUGUCCCAGUUCCCGACUUCUCCAUUCGGCAAUGGAAAUUCGUAUUUCGGAUCUGAAAUCAAUCACCGGGACCGCUCGUUCUCCAACCGCUCCACCCGCAGCAGCUUGUAUGGUUCAGAAUUCUUUGAACCUAAUCGCUUCCCGUCUCUUCAGUUCGACCUGGCCGAAUUAAUGUCUGAAAAGCAGCAUUCUGGCUCAGAGAACAACAGUUUUCUGUACCAGCCUGGCCGUCCUUCGUUGAGCCCAUUUCAACGAGCUACAAGUCGCGGUAGCGGAGCCGGUAGUGGUAGUGGCAGCGGUGGCAGUGGGAGCGGCAGUGGAAGUGGCAGUCCCAAGUCUGCACGCGAUUAA